AUGUCAGCUGCAGUAGGUGGUGCUACUGCCAGUCCCGCUUAUCUACGCAGUUCAUUACCAGAUAUGUCAAAGCCAGUAAAAAUAUACCCAUUAGAGCAUUUACAAACUACAAAUAAACAAUUGCCUGAAGACGUGGAUCGCCAGCAUUUGGAACGCCAUUUGGGUAGGGAUGAAUUUGACAAAUGUUUUGGUAUGACACCGAUAGAGUUUUACAAAUUACCAGAAUGGAAACGUAUAAACCUUAAAAGAAAGCACAAACUUUUUUGAAAAGAGAAAUUCUGAUUUUCUAAAGUUCUGAUUUUUUUCGGCCCAUUUUUCUGGUCUUUUUCAUGAGCCAAAAUUUUUAAUAGAAAUCAAAAAAAUUUAAUAGUACAUUCGAGUCUCUAUCUCUUUCCGAAUCUUUUUAAUUUAUCAAAAUUCCCCACUUAUCACGGCAUAUUUUUAAUUUAUCUUCGCUCUCGUUUAUCCCAAUCUCUUAUCCCAGGCGUGUUUUCUUCUCCCUGGUUU
Molecule: messenger RNA, 507 nt
Organism: Meloidogyne enterolobii
Lineage: Eukaryota; Metazoa; Nematoda; Chromadorea; Rhabditida; Meloidogynidae
Source: the annotation of a GenBank genome assembly